Prunus avium (sweet cherry) is the source of this 1395-nucleotide messenger RNA. RefSeq lists its product as uncharacterized. Lineage: Eukaryota; Viridiplantae; Streptophyta; Magnoliopsida; Rosales; Rosaceae. Gene Ontology annotation, biological process: cellular response to heat. The record is from RefSeq and is a predicted model, not a curated record.
CAAUCAUAACGUAUACAAGAAAAUCAAAUCAACAAAAGGCAAGAGAGAGAGAGAGAGAUGGCAAUGAGGCAACGUUUUGGUGGAAUCUCUAGUACCCGUCCAAGACUAUCGUCUCGUUCAAUUUAUGAAGAUUUCAAGCCCCAAUUUGAAUUGAAGGAAGAGCAGGAAGCUCACGUUAUACAUGUUCAUCUGCCUGGUUUUGUGAAGGAGCAAGUAAGGAUUACAUUUGCGGCUGCCCCUGGUGUGAUUAAGGUUGAUGGACAACGGCCUCUUGGGAAUAACAAAUGGAGCCGUUUCAACCAAACCUUCCCUAUUCAAGAAAAUUGCGACGUGAGUAAAAUUCAUGGCAAAUUCAACAAUCAAAUUCUUAUCAUUACAAUACCAAAGCUAGGCAUCACUAAAGUAGGCCCUAAAGAAGCAGCCAAACCAAGCCAACAAGCACCACCUACCGCUUCAAAAACUCCAACUGCUUCUGCUUCUGCUUCUGCUGCUGAGGCAAAGCCACAGAAACUACAAGAGGACCUAAUUCCGUCAAAACCCAGUUUGACAGCAACUGCAGGCCCUCAGAAAAGUAGCUCUUCUGAGCCAAAGGCACAAAAGGGUCAGGAAGUCAUUUCACAAGCAGCUACUUCUGCUGCUCAAGAUGAACAGCAAAGGGAUAAGAGAAGUGCUCCUCCAGCUGCAGGCCCUCAGGGAGCUGCUGCUGAGCCAAAGGCACAAAACUCUACUUUUAGUGCCAGAGAUGAAAAAGAAAGGGAUGACAAGAAUGGUGGUCAUCCAUUAGGCCUUCCGAAAAUCGUUGCUGAGACAGAAGUACACAAGGAUAAGGAUGAGGCCCUUCCAAAAGCAAAUCCAGCAAUCCAGAAUGAGAAACAGAGAGAUGAGAAGAGGGUGAUAACUUUGACUAGUCCUGAAAGAGGCAUAAGUGAACCUAAGUCUCAAAAGGGUAAGGAUGAAAUUCCUCCAAAAAGAAUUGACGAAAAGAUGGUGGAGUUUACUGCUGAGCAUGUUGAUCGAAAGGAUCAGAGUGAAGCAAAAGGGAAGCCAACAGAACCAAAGAAUGCUGAGAGAGUUGCUGAAACCAGUCUGCAGAAGGAAAGAGAGGCCAAUGAGAGAAGCAAAGAAGCAGGGGCUGUCCCAAAGAUUUUAGAAAAGGCAAAGAGAAAGAGCAAGAGUUCUGGGAGCGCUGUUGACCGAGAGAAGCGUACAGAGGAGGAUUCCAUUGCUGCAAAUGUGAUGGCUGCUGCAAAGGAGGGCAUGAGAAAUCUAGGAAAGGGGGUGAACAAUGAAGAGACGCAGAUGUUGAUCAAUAUGGGAGCAGCAGUUCUUGUUCUUCUGGCACUUGGGGCUUCUGUUUCCUACAGCUUAUGGUCCUCUGGAAAAGCCAUGAACUAA